GACUACUGGCUGUGCGGUGCACACCUCGCGUCGCGCCGGUGCCAUACAAGAUUACGCACUGCCGCUGCCAUGGCAAUGCAACUCGCCGUCCAAGCACUGGCCGCAAUCCUCCUCUUCGGCGCCCAGAGCAAACGCGCGACGACACCGCCCGGCGACGCCCGCCGGAGGCCAGCCGCAGCCACGGGCAGGCGGCGGCUGGCGGCGGCGCUCCUCGCGUCUCAGCUGCUGCUGCCCGCGCCGGCGGCACGCGCCGGGGCGUUCGACCUGAGGAUCACCGUGCCAGAGCAGUCCAGAGAGGAGGCCGAGGCCGUGGUGAAGGUCCACGCGAGGAACCUGGUGCGCGUCAAGGGGCUCAUCGACGCCAGGUCGUGGAGGGAGCUGCAGUCGGCGCUCCGGUCCAGCGCCUCCAACCUCAAGCAGGACCUCUACGCCAUCAUCCAGGCGAGCCCGGCGAGCCAGCGGCCGGAGCUCCGGAGGCUCUACUCCGACCUCUUCAACAGCGUGACCAGGCUAGACUAUGCGGCCAGAGACAAGGAUGAGCUCCAGGUUCAGGAAUACUACAGCAACAUAAUCACAAGCCUCGAAGAGAUAUUUUCCAAAAUCAUGUAGUGGCUGUCAAUUCAAUGCUCGUUU
Molecule: messenger RNA, 633 nt
Organism: Oryza brachyantha (malo sina)
Lineage: Eukaryota; Viridiplantae; Streptophyta; Magnoliopsida; Poales; Poaceae
Product: psbQ-like protein 3, chloroplastic
Exons: 2
Coding region: 70-609 (179 amino acids)
Biological process (GO): photosynthetic electron transport chain; photosynthesis
Cellular component (GO): photosystem II; photosystem II oxygen evolving complex; chloroplast
Molecular function (GO): calcium ion binding
Source: RefSeq, a predicted model, not a curated record